This is a messenger RNA of Betta splendens (Siamese fighting fish), 5198 nucleotides long. RefSeq names its product spalt-like transcription factor 2 (gene sall2). The transcript has 3 exons. Bases 328 to 4026 code for a protein of 1232 amino acids. Gene Ontology annotation, cellular component: nucleus. Gene Ontology annotation, biological process: regulation of transcription by RNA polymerase II. The record is from RefSeq and is a predicted model, not a curated record. Gene Ontology annotation, molecular function: DNA-binding transcription factor activity, RNA polymerase II-specific; RNA polymerase II cis-regulatory region sequence-specific DNA binding. Lineage: Eukaryota; Metazoa; Chordata; Actinopteri; Anabantiformes; Osphronemidae.
CUGGGAGUGAAAAGGGAAAUGCUGCGCCAGUGUCCCGGCUGAGAGACGGAAGCGAGCUUACUCAACAUAAGCUCCUGUGUCGUUUCACGCUUGUGUCAUUUCAUAAUUACGCUGUCAAAAAUCAACGUUUCCAAACAUGGUAACUACUUGGCAGUGAAACCGCACAUCAUUCUAUUCAUCCCUGAUCCUCCCUUUCACAAAUCUCUCAGAGACCAACAGCUAUCCUUCUCUCCUGACUUCUGUAAUUUCCAAUAUCCAAAUUUCAUCUGCACAUCAGCUAUCUGGUUGUGCAGCUUCUGGUCCCUCCACCAUCCCAGAAGCAAAAACAUGGCCUCUCCUAAGUUGGGGCUGUCAGCCACCACCACUACUUCUUCUUCCUCAUCGCACCCUGGAAGUCCAAGCUGUGUGCCUGAGGGCCCCCUAAGUCCUGUCACUCCUACUCCCAGCCCAGAUAUGACCUUUGCCACAGCUGCACCUUCUAGGACCCAGCUGAGCAUUGCCCUGAUUCUGGAGGAGCUGCGGGUGCUACAGCAAAGACAAAUACACCAGAUGCAAAUAACAGAGGAGAUCUGUAGACAGGUACUGGGCCUCGGUGGAUCCUCUUAUACAGUAGACACACCCUCCCAGCAACUUCUACCUCCCCUGCCACAGUUGUGCCUGGAAGGAAGCAAGAGAGCUGCCAGCCCCACAGCCCAACCAUCUGCACCUCAGCCUUCCACUUCUGUGGCUCCUCUGCUCGCCUGUUUCUCCUCCUUGCUCCCUUCUCGGCCAGCCAAUAAGCCCACAAAGCCAAGCAGUUCCUUGUCUCAUAUCUUGCAGCCCCAUAAGGAUCAGAUGGAAAGAACAGGAGAGGCUGGGGAAGCUUAUCUGAGGGUGAAUCCUCAAUCCUCAGCUCCUUCAUCCUCUUCCUCUGAUGCUAUCUCUAUAUCCUCUUCUGCCUAUCCUCUAGCCCUGUCUUUAGCUCUGCCUAACUGUCUUCAUGAGAAAUCUCCAAAUACCACCUUGGUGAGUGGGCAUUGUGGCCUGUCCUUUCUAAACUCCUCACUCCCCUCAUCAGCGUCUAUUGUUCCAAACACUCUACAUGCUUUACAAUCUGUCUCUGGAGGAGGAGAUCCUUCCCCUUUGUCCAGCUCCACUACCAAAGGCCGCCUCCAGCAUGGCUGCCGAUUCUGUGGAAAGAUGUUCAGCAGUGACUCAUCCUUCCAGAUACAUCUACGCUCACACACAGGGGAAAGACCAUACCAAUGUCCAGUGUGCUUCAGCCGUUUCACUACGAGAGGCAAUCUCAAAGUGCACUUCCUGCGCCAUCGUGAGCAAAAUCCUGAGUUGUCACUUUCACUCCUUCCACCUUCAUUGUUUGGGGUAGCAUUUGGGGCAAGCGAGGGGUCACAUGUGGGGCAGACCUUGAAUAGUGGCAACAGUGCUGAAAUUCAUAGGAUUCAGAAAAAGCACAAAUGCACUGCUGAUGAUGAAACGUGUAGAGAUAAUUUGGAGGAAAGUGGUUCAAGUACCAGUCUUUCUUUGGGAGGCUCUGGAGGAUCUACAUCCUGUACUUUACCACUGCCCUCUACUGUGGAUUUAGCUUUGAUUUCACACUCUCUCUUGCAGCUCAAUAGGGCUGCAGCUGUAGCUGCUACAGCCUCCAUUACCGCUGGCUCAUCAUCCUCAACAUCAGCCUCCUCUCUGGCUACCUCCCUUCUUUCAAACCCAUCCUUGUCUUCAUCUUCCACCCUCACAGGGUUAUUUAAAGGUGCGAAGCAGCAGCACUUUGAUGAAAACACCCCCCCUCAUGCCUCAAUACUUACUCCCACAGCUUACUCUCAACUAGCUCACCUGCCAAAACUCCUUUUCCCAUCUGCCUCAGCCUCGUAUUCCAUCCCUGCUGCAAACUCAUCCCUUUACAAGCAUCCACCCGUGAACCUGCUGCAUGCCCCACUACCUACUAUUCCGGGCACCAACCAAUUGGCUUCUUCUAGUCACUCACAGCUUUCCUUUCCUUUCUCUUCAUUUCCCAAAGUGUCUGGACACACCAGCACCCCAUCAUCCCUGUCUUUGUCCACGUCUACCUCCACUCCUACAUCUGAAACCUCCAAGUUGCAGAGGCUAGUGGAGAAGCUAGAGAAGGGGAAUGCCUCUUCUCAAUGGACGACCUGUUCUACUUCCACUUCCAUCCUGGACAUGUUAUCUGGCAGUAUCACUACCUCUUCAGCAAGUUCAGCUAACUGCCAGCUUUCCAAUGCCAGCGUUUCUUCUACAUACGUCAUGGCAUCACCUCCAUCGUCUACUCUAGUAACCACUUCUGUUUCAAACUUCACCCAUGAGAUGAUUGCUGCCCUAGGCAUGAGAACAAAUGACGCAAGUGUCAUGGCAAGAGGCAUCCCAUCAACACUGAGCAUCACAAGCCCAGCUGGUAACCUGACACCCAAUCAGUGUGGGGUGUGUCUAAGGGUGCUGAGCUGUCCCAGAGCACUGCGUUUGCACCAGGCAACUCACCUUGGAGAACGUCCUUUUCCCUGUAAGAUAUGUGGAAGGUCCUUUUCUACCAAAGGCAGCCUGAGAUCCCAUCUAGCUACCCAUCAUCUCAGGCCACCUAAUGCACGCAUCCACAACUCUUGCCCUUUGUGCCAGCGUAAGUUCACUAAUGCCCUAGUGCUCCAGCACCAUAUUCGCUUGCACCUUGGUGGACACUUGCCCCCUGAUGGCACAGAGGAUACUACACGUGAGAUACCAGCUGAAUUGAAUGUUAACCUUUUGUCACAGUCUCACCUUCAAUCCACUAAAUCAGAUACGCCCAUUAGUAAAAUACCUACUUUGACUGGCCAUGCUAAGAGCCCGACAAUAAGCCCACAGUGUCAAACUCCAGCAGUUGGAUCAGUCCAAGUCUCUAGCGAUAUAAAAGGAGUUGAUUUUGCCCCAAAUCCCAUCCAAUCUGCUUCCUCCACCCCAGAACAUAUCCAUCCUACUGACCUUAGCCCUGACCUGUUCAUGAACUCCCAUGGACAAAAUCCACUACCAGGCAGUGUGGAGCCUGUCCUCUGUGUCAGUGCCUUGCAAGAUUCACAGCAGGCAGAUAAAGCUUCUCCAGUUGACACAGCCAGUCAUAUUGAACACAAAGAUACUGCCAAACUUCCAAAAUCUUCUUCCUCACCAGUUCCCUGCAUUUCUAGCAAAACCACGGUGUUACCUAAUGCUGUGAUGGUGGAAUGUGGAAAGGAUGAAGCAUCUACCUCUUUUGAUGUCUGUCCUGGCUCCAGAUCAACCCUGGAAAUCUUACAGAGUACACCACCUCCAUGUUCUUACACCUGUACCAGUAUUUCCUCUGACCUUAUCCUGACCCAAGAUGCCCCUGCUGUUACUGCAACACCAACCUUAAAGACAAUGCCGCAGUCACCAGAAGCCAUGGAAAAAGACACAAACCAAUCCCCUCCACCAGCAACACCAAAGCAAGACCAAACAUCCACUGUAGAACCCACAGGCACUGCUGGGGUUGAGGUAGGAAGUGCACUACAGAAAGCGGUCAAUUUUGUGCAGGAGACCAGUCAGAGAUUUCAUUUUGAUUCAUAUGGAAGAGACGAUCAAGUAGAAUUAGCUGCAAGCGAAGCACUGGAGACAUCUGCCCCCAUUUGCAUUGCCCCAACUCUGCCCUCCCCAAUGUCUCGCCCUGAAAAAAAGACCUACUGCUGUACUGACUGUGGAAAAGAGUAUGCCAGUCGAAGUGGACUUAAGGGGCACAUGAAGCAUCAUGGUGUUGUGAAAACAUCACGUCCAUCAGCCAGGAGCAGUCGUUCCUUCACUGACCAACUUCCUUCUUCAUCUGUGACUAAUCCCGUCCCUAGGAGCUCCGAAAGCUUCUGGAACCAGUACCAAGCUUUGUUCAGCAAGCGUAAUACUGAACCAGCCGAUGACCCAGCCCCUGGAAGCCAGAGAGAAAGUCACUUGACACAAUCAGCAAACUCAUCCGUUCAGUCUCGCAUGAAUCCAAGAGUUUGUGAAGGAGCUGUUGAGAAGGCUAGUGAGGAGUCAUAACUCAUGUCAGUGUGGUUGAUUGGAUGAUAUUCUAGUGUUUUCCAUCCAUGUUUACCUUUUGCUGUGUGUACUUGCAUUGUAUUGCUUCUUUAACCAAUUUCAGUUCAAUAGGCAGAAUAAUAUGUGAUAUGUAUGUGGACGCUGUGAGCCAAUCAACUUGUUCUUGUCAUAGAAAAUAUUAUUGUACACAUAAAAAUAGAAUUAUUCAAGUAGAGUCCAGUUGUGACUGGAUUUGGUUUAAAAGUAAUACUAUAUUUGUUAGGCUACGCUUUUUAUUUUAGUUCGAGGCACAUUCUAACAAAAAAACUAUAAUAAAGAAAACUCCCUGUUUUAUCUACAACUGGGUCAAAUAGUUCAUUACUUGUUUAAUACUUUGCUUUUUGUCUUUAAGUUCAGAUAUUUUUGGGUGCUUGUCUUUGUUCUUCACUGCUGCUGUAACACUGGAAUUUACAUACUAUACUGUACGAUCAAAACCUCACAUUGUAUCUUACUGUAUCCUAAACUUACCACCAGAUCGUUCCUGAUAGGAGUGAGGGAAACUGAUAGCAAAGAUUACUAAAAGUAUGGUUUGAACACGUUGAAAGUUAUUUUGUAAGCAUGUCAGUACUAAUCGUGCUGUCCUAUGUAACAAAUCUGAUCCAAUUGGCACAAAGGAGAGGUCAAGCUAACCAAAACACAAUUAGCCCAAACUAGGCCUGUUUUAUGUCUACAAGAGGGAACCAAGACAUCAUUGAGUCAUGGACUAAGCAAAAAAAAAAUUCCUAUGUAACAGCAAGCAAAUUUAAUUAUAUCUUUAUUUUUCAGUGGGAAAUAUAAAGUCUUUUGUCCUGUGUUGUGGUGCCGCUAAACUGCUUGUUGUGAUUUUCUUUACACUACAUUGUCCUGUCAAACAUGCAGAAAUGCUACUGUGUUCGUAAGCCCAGUGACCCUGUGAGGGGUCAUACUGUAUAUCACAUAGUCAUAGGUCACAUCUUUAGUGUGAUCUACGAACUUAAGCUUUGUGAAUAUUAUGAGUGUUGUUUGGUCCAAAGUAAUAUUAAUAUUUGUGACACAGAGAUAUUUGUCUGUUUGUUGUAAAUUGUACUUUUAUUAUAUCCAUAUUAAAAAAUUUGGAAAUUACAAUUUAUUGAUAAUUGAUUGGGUUUUCAAUUAAAAAGCUUGUUCAAGUGGAA